GAUCCCUGGAGUAUAUAACGUUGAAAAGCAAAAAGAAAAUGCUUGGAAUGAAGGUUGGAGUUUAAUUGUUCGCGACCUCUGUGAAGAUUUUGACAUGUUGACAAUUAUUUCUCUCAAAAAGAUUUGAUUUGCGCAAAAGUUUUGAGGUUAUCCUUGUCAAAAGCUGCGGUACUGGUAGGGUAAUCUGCAAGUACAGUAGCUUUCUUUUUUCUAGUCACAACUAGUCAGGAACCAAACGUCAAAAGGAGACAGAAUGGAAUGAUUGUCACUUUCGAGUUUGUGGUCUCCACUUCUUGCGCUAAGAAGAUUAUAGAUCAUGUAGAUACGAUGAAUUCUGCAAAGAUCGCGAAUGUGGAGCGAUCGACUCAGAGGAAGGCGAGCUGGAAAAACAUUCAAGUAAUCACGAGGUUGUUGGAUGGAUUUGUGUAUGACAUUUUUAAUAAACUUUGAUAUUCAUGAACACAAAGCACCAAAGACUUGACACUAAACAAACAAACAAACAAACAAACAAACCAUUAGAUUCUGAAAUUUUCUGGAAAGGCCCUCAAAAAUUACGAGCAAUUUUUAUAAUUCUCAUUGUGUUGCUGGAGAUAAACCAUUUGUUUAAAAAAAAAACUAAAAAAACAAAAACCUCAUGAAAUCGUCACCUGAAUUGAAAAACCAUUGCUUAUCCAUACUGAAGGGCAAACCAUGUUGUGGAAUUGACUUUUCACAAAAAAAACCACUUGACUACCUAUUAGACUUCCACACUGGGAGAAACCAUCUACUUGUGAUCUUAGUGGAAAAGAUUCAAACAGAAAACAUCUCGGCAGAACAUCAGAAGUUUUUAAUCCAAUGAUAAAAUCAUCCCAACAUGAAUUCUGGAACUGAGACAGUUGAAGUUGUUUGUGAUAUGAAUCACCCAAAAGACCAAACUGAAACAAAACCAGUUAUUUGUGAAGUUUGUGGCGAAGCCUUUUUAACAAAUCUUUGCCUAACCACCCAUUGCUGUGACCUUACUAAAGAGAAAUCAAUUGUAAACAACUUUUGUGGAAAAGAUUUGUCUAGAAUAGGCGGUAUAAAUACACAACAAAGAGUCAAAUGUGAGGAGGAAGAAUAUACUUCUGAAUUUUGUGGAGCAGUAAUUUCACAAAAAUGCACACUGACAAAACAUCAACUUGUCCACACUGGAGACAAACAAUUUGUUUGUGACAUUUGUGAAAAAUCUUUUUCAACAAGCCGAUACCUUUCCAUCCAUCAGCGUGUCCACACCGGAAAGAAACCAUAUAUUUGUGACAUUUGUGAACAGGCCUUCUCACAAAGACAUUGCCUGACGGACCACCAGCGUAUCCACACUGGAGAGAAACCAUUUAUUUGUAACACUUGUGGAAAAGCCUUCUCACAAAAAAAUACACUAAAAAAGCAUCAGAUAGUCCACACUGGAGACAAACCGUUUGCUUGUGACAUUUGUGGAAAAGCUUUUGCGCAAAGUAACAACGUGACUGAACAUCUACGUGUUCAUACUGGAGAGAAACCAUUCGUUUGUGAUAUUUGUGGAAAAGCGUACUCGCAUAAAACAAACUUGAGUGUCCAUCAGCGUGUUCACACUGGAGAAAAACCAUUUGUUUGCAACUUUUGUGGAAAAGCCUUCUCACAGAGACGUUUCCUAACAGAUCAUCAGCGUAUUCACACUGGAGAGAAACCGUUUGUUUGUGACAUUUGUGAGAAAGCCUUCUCACAAAAAUAUACACUGAAAAUGCAUCAGAUCGUCCACACUGGAGAGAAACCUUUUAUUUGUGACAUUUGUGGAAAAGGAUUUUCUUUCAAAGGAGGUUUAAAGACUCACCACAGAGUCCACACUGGAGAAAAACCAUUUGUUUGUGACAUUUGUGGAAGAGCAUUUUGUCAAAGUGGGAGUCUACUUUGUCACCAGCUAGUUCACACCGAAGAGAGACAUUUGCUGACGCCAUUUGUGGCCAAACCGCCUCCUGAAGAAAAACUCUGACCGCCUAUACUAGUAGCCAAAAUAAGAACUUUGUUACAUCUGUGCUAAAAGAGGUACAUUAGACUUUUGGACAUUUUUUUCUGGACAAGUUGUUAAAUGUCUGUCGCGGUGAUAGUGUUCCGACUCUCUACAAGAUUCCCGCGACACUGGCGGUAUUCUCGCGAGACUGCUGGUCCCUCGAGAGUACUACUCUCGCAGAGACCUGAAUCAUUAUGCCACCACUAUGACUCAACUAUCACAGCGACAAACCAUAAACGACUUGUCCACAAGUGAACAGAAGUGAACCCACACAAACUUGCCAGUUUACUGUAAUGUUAAAGUUGUUUAUUGAUCAUUACAAAAAUGAACUCUGGAAAAAAUUACUUGUUCAUGAUGUGAAUCAUGAUUCAUCAGAUGUUUGUAGAACAGAAUGUUUGAAGAAGGGAGUUAAGUUAAAACAUCCCAACGUGAUAUAUCUUGUUUUGACCAAUCAGAGUCUGUAAACUGUCCAAGGUAUUUAUUAAUAGAAAAUAACUUUUACUUGAGGGAUAAUAUGUUUAGGCCCAGAGUAUUUUUGUUUUAUUGACAUUGAAAAAUGCCUCAGGCAAAGAAUGCGGUGCACGGUGGUCUAGCUAGAGGUCAAGUUUGAUCAAUAGUUAGACCAGCAUGCACCUCAUUCAACAGUUUGCGCUUGCAAAGUGGGUGUUUGAAAAAAGGUUUAUGAUAUUUGAAGUGGUUGAUAGUUUCAUUAUUAAAUCACAAUGGUUCUUUUUUCUUUAAAUCAGUGUCACCUUGUUUUCAUUGCUGUUUCGCACUUCUGAGAAAAUUCAAGCUUUUUGAGUGUUUUUUUAUACUCAUCGAUAGUUUGGAGAUUUUCAAAUCGUAACAUCCUAAUUGGGGACUUUUUGGACACUUGGUAAUAUUAUGUGCACGCUCAGGUUUUGUUAAUUAAAUUUUUUUAAGUUAUCAACCACAAGGGUAAAUUUUAAAUUUGGGGCUGAACAUAGACAAAUUGACUUAGAGAGCGGGAUUUGAACCAACAACCUCUGCGUUCCGGUGCUCUACCAACUAUCAAGUCCUUUUGCCAAAAUCUUUGUUUUCGGAUGCCACUGGGGGAAACUACCGGGAUUACACCCAUAAAAGUGGGUAAUGUAGGGGAAAACCUUUAUUUCCCUUUUUGGGGGGUGAGGUGAUCAAAAUUCAUUGAAAAGUAAACAAAACACAAGACAUAAAGCUGUGAAAUAAAUUUGUGUUGAUUUGAUUCAUAAAAAAACAGUUGUAU
Molecule: messenger RNA, 3245 nt
Organism: Asterias rubens (European starfish)
Lineage: Eukaryota; Metazoa; Echinodermata; Asteroidea; Forcipulatida; Asteriidae
Product: gastrula zinc finger protein XlCGF8.2DB-like
Exons: 2
Coding region: 854-1984 (376 amino acids)
Source: RefSeq, a predicted model, not a curated record